Venustampulla echinocandica is the source of this 1317-nucleotide messenger RNA. RefSeq names its product Glycoside hydrolase family 7 protein. The record is from RefSeq and is a predicted model, not a curated record. Gene Ontology annotation, molecular function: hydrolase activity, hydrolyzing O-glycosyl compounds. NCBI's taxonomy places the organism in Eukaryota, Fungi, Ascomycota, Leotiomycetes, Helotiales, Pleuroascaceae. Bases 1 to 1317 code for a protein of 438 amino acids. Gene Ontology annotation, biological process: carbohydrate metabolic process. The transcript is spliced from 4 exons.
AUGCUUUGCCUUGAGCUGAAGAGUAUAGGGGACGGCGAGCCGGCAAAGGGCCCUGGAGGAGACUUGGGCAGCGUUGCCGGAUGGGUUAUUUUGGAAUUGUCUGAAUACUUAGAUCCUACGGAUCAAACAAUAGUUGAACAAAAAUUAUAUUGUCCAUCUAUGCCAAGGAGCCCGCCUAAGGCCCCCGAGGCUUACUUCAAGCUCCCUGCAGAUUAUGGCUUCCGCCAAAUGCACGAUGUCGGACACAAGAGGUCCAAGCCUCAAGUUCUCGCGACUCCCGCGACUUUGAGCAACUCCUACAGCAUGUCUUUCAAACUCUCGUUCAUCAGCCUGGUAGCCUCGCUGCUAGCUAGCAUACCUGUCGCCCAAGCUGCUGAAGAGCAUCCCUUGCUACCGACAUGGAAAUGCACCACCUCAGGAGGCUGCUUGCAGCAGAACACCUCCGUCGUGCUCGACCAGGACUCCAGAUAUGCUAAAGGUGCUGCCGGCUCGAGGACGGCGGCCGACUACACUGCUAUGGGAGUUGCUACCUCAGGAAACGCGCUGACCAUGUAUCACUACGUAAAAACGAACGGCGUACUCAACGCCGCGUCCCCGCGCGUCUACCUCCUGGGUGACGACGGCAAAUACGUCCUGAUGAAUCUCCUCAGCAAUCAGGAGCUCUCUGUGGAUGUCGACCUCUCGGCCCUCCCUUGUGGGGAGAAUGGCGCCUUUUAUCUGUCGGAGAUGGCGGCCGACGGCAAGGGCAACGCUGCGGCCGGCAACGGCUACUGCGACGCUCAAUGCCAGGGCUACUGUUGCAAUGAGAUGGACAUCCUCGAGGCCAACUCGAUGGCGACGGCCAUGACGCCCCACCCGUGCAAUGGUAACAACUGUGACAAGGGCGGCUGCGGAUACAACCCGUACGCGAGCGGGCAGCGCAACUUCUGGGCACCCGGCGGGACGGUCGACACCCGCAAGCCGUUCACAGUUGUUACGCAGUUUAUGGCGAGCGGUGGCAGGCUGUCCCAGAUCACGCGCAAGUACAUCCAGAACGGGAGGGAAAUUGGCGGCGGCGGGACGAUUUCGAGUUGUGGCUCAGAGGGUUCGACUGGUGGUCUGGCUGGUAUGGGCCAGGCUCUGGGGCGCGGGAUGGUUCUGGCAAUGAGUAUCUGGAACGACGCUGCACAGGAGAUGGCUUGGCUCGACGCCGGUAACAAUGGACCUUGUCAAGCCGGACAGGGCACCCCAUCUGUUAUUCAGUCUCAGCACUCUGACACCCACGUUGUCUUUUCCAACAUUCGAUGGGGCGACGUCGGGUCUACUACCAAGGGUUAG